AUGAGCAGUCUUCAGUGGAAUUCUUCUCAUAAGAUCAUAAUCUUAACAUCCCUUUUUGUUGUUUCGCUUCCGGACGUGGUGGCCGGAGGGUGCACGUGCGAUGAUGAAUCCGAGCACCGGAAUAAAACCGAGGCCCUCAAGUACAAACUGAGUGCCAUAGCUGCUGUUCUUGUUUCUGGCGGUAUCGGUGUGAGUCUCCCGCUUCUUGGCGGAAAAAUUGAAGCUCUACGCCCCGAGAAUGACAUAUUCUUCAUGAUCAAAGCAUUUGCCGCAGGAGUGAUUUUAGCAACCGGGUUCAUUCACAUCCUUCCUGAAGCAUUCGAGACAUUGACAUCUCCUUGCCUUAGCCAGAGUCCAUGGGGAAAAUUUCCCUUCGCAGGAUUCGUCGCGAUGGUGGCUUCAAUUGGGACACUCAUGGUGGACACAAUUGCAACAAGUUUCUACAAGAAGAUGCACUUCAACAAGAUUAAACAGGUGAACGUGGAUGAAGAGGCUAGCGAUGAACACGCUGGACAUGUUCAUGUACACACUCACGCCACACACGGUCAUGCUCAUGGAGCCGCAAUCCCUGAUAAUGAAACUGGGUUCCUUGAUCUUGUCCGGCAGCGCAUAAUAUCACAAGUUUUGGAAUUGGGAAUUGUGGUGCACUCAGUGGUAAUUGGAAUUUCAUUGGGGGCUUCAGAUAGCCCUGACACAGUAAAGACUCUAUUGGCAGCUCUAUCAUGCCAUCAGUUCUUUGAAGGUAUGGGACUUGGUGGUUGCAUCUCUCAGGCCAAAUUCAAGUCCCUAACGAAGACAGUUAUGACACUCUUUUUCUCCUUCACCACCCCAGUUGGGAUCGCGAUUGGAAUCGGGAUAUCAAAUGUGUACAAGGAAAAUAGCCCUACUGCUCUUAUUGUUGAAGGGAUCUUGAAUUCCGCGUCAUCCGGGAUACUGAUAUAUAUGUCACUUGUUGAUCUAUUAGCAGCAGAUUUUAUGAAUCCUAGGAUGCAGAACAACAUUAGACUGCAGCUGGGAGCACAUGUUUCACUUCUACUAGGCGCUGGAUGUAUGUCUUUUCUGGCCAAAUGGGCAUAA
Messenger RNA from Fraxinus pennsylvanica, 1077 nucleotides. NCBI's taxonomy places the organism in Eukaryota, Viridiplantae, Streptophyta, Magnoliopsida, Lamiales, Oleaceae. The record is from the annotation of a GenBank genome assembly.